AUGAGGAUAUUUUUGGAAUUGUAUGCAGAGCCGGAAGCACGUUUUAUAUAUAAGAAAGUAUUUAUUGACAUUUUUAUUGACCUGAUUAAUUUGAACCUUGGAACAAAUUACCUUCCUGAUGCAUGGAUGAACUUAACACUUCCAGAUUUGCAAAAUCUGACAUCUGCAUUCACAGUGAACUCAGAACUGAUUGACUGGCGCAGAUUCCUUCUAGCAGCAGCACAGCCUUGGCCAGUGCCAUCUCUGACACAACUCCUCAAAACUCUCCGUAUCUUCAAGUCUAUUGAUGUAGCUGGAUCAGGCUUAGUUACACAGGAAUGCUAUAUGCAGGUUGGCUUAUGGUUUACUGGAAAUGAAGAUCUAAACAGUACAAAAGGUUGCACAGAACCUUUGCCUUUUGAUAGGCUAGGACAUCUCAUAAAGUUUUUCUUCAGUUUAUUUGCUGACACUAGACAAGAUCCUGCUCUGUUCAACUAUACUGAGAUGCUACUUUAUUUUGCUGCUCAUUCUGAUCCUGUUGAAGGUGUCUACCGAGCACUUAGCAUUGCUGCUGGAACAUAUAUUCAUAGAAAAGAAGAAUCUUCUCUUGCUUUUCCUUAUAUCGAUGUAGUGACAAAUGGGGGACCUUUAAUAGAAGAUGAAAAUGAAGUCUUGAAUUGCACAGGUGAAGGAAAAAUUUCACUGGCAACUCUACUCAAAGUGUUUCGUGAUGGAGCAUGUACAAAUGAAGAUAAUCAUAGAUUUAGUAGCCCGGAGAAGGAAGGCAGAUAUGAUAAGCAUUUCAUAAAAAUAUACAAAGAAUUAGACACUGAAGAUCUGACACCUAUUCCAGUUGAAUUCCUUUUGAAGCAUCCUUUCAUUCAAGACUUGAUCAACAGGUAUCAAGAGUACAAGCUUAUUGUAAGUAUUGCCUUCAGGGACCAACAAACUUUGUAAGUAUGCAUAUCGAAAUUUGCAUUAUCCCAGAAACGUUUUUGAUUUAGAUACUGUCAAUUUGAAGUGUAGAUGAAAUACACAUCAUAGAAGAUUGUAGAUUAGAUCAGUUGUUUCAUUGUCAAUGAAAACAUCCAUCAAAGAGUGCACUGCUUUCAGACCAAUUUUUUAUACCUGUCUAGCUGGCCUAUAGCUGCCAUCAAGUUUUCUACUGCCUUAUCACAGGUGGCAAUGCUUUUCCCUGUAAGGGGUGAAGUACACAGUAUUUAUCAUAUUGCUCAUACUCCUUAUUAGUAAAAGACA
Molecule: messenger RNA, 1236 nt
Organism: Cygnus olor (mute swan)
Lineage: Eukaryota; Metazoa; Chordata; Aves; Anseriformes; Anatidae
Product: sperm flagellar protein 2-like
Exons: 7
Coding region: 1-936 (311 amino acids)
Biological process (GO): sperm axoneme assembly
Cellular component (GO): sperm midpiece; manchette
Source: RefSeq, a predicted model, not a curated record